This is a messenger RNA of Chlamydomonas reinhardtii, 7679 nucleotides long. RefSeq lists its product as uncharacterized. Lineage: Eukaryota; Viridiplantae; Chlorophyta; Chlorophyceae; Chlamydomonadales; Chlamydomonadaceae. The record is from RefSeq and is a predicted model, not a curated record. The coding region runs from base 318 to 6824 and encodes 2168 amino acids. The transcript is spliced from 15 exons.
CUUUCUCUGUUUUGAGCCUGAGAAGCUCCGCAGGAGUUGUCCAUCCUCCUGGCAGCACUUCUUCUGCCUGCAUCCUUUUGGCUCAUUGAGAGGGCUGUCUAGGGAAAACGGCCGCGUUGUGACGGUCAGCUGUUAACGCACGCACUUCUAGGAGCUGCCGGAAAGGAUACUCUAUAUACGAACCUUCCUUGGAUCACGUACAGUCAGUACAAGUGGCUCGCGCGCCAGGCUUGGAGGUCGGACGACGCGAGCGGGUGGGCGGGGCGGAGCCCUCGUUUCCUCGCGUGUGAGCCUGCCCCCGCCGGCGCGUGAGGGCCAUGGGGGCCGGCAGCACCCCAAGCGCCGGCCCACAUCAGGGCUGCGUCACCCGCUGCCCGGCUGAGCGCUACAUCCGGACGCGACACGGGGACGGGAACAGCGGCCACGGGCCCGUGCAGGACAGCAGCCCGCUGGGGCGGUCACGGGGGCAGGCACACACGCCAGCUAGCGGCCACAGCAGCAGUACGGAGGCUGCCGCCGACCUUGUGACAAGUACAUCUGGUAGUUACAGCUGCUCCGAUUUCGGCGGUGCUGGUAGCAGUUGCAGCAGCAGCAGCAGCAGCAGCAGUAGCAGCAGUAGCAGUACUCGGUGUCGCAGCAGCCCUGCUUGCGGUAAGACGGGAGGCCGCAAUGGGGAAGGGAGCCGCGCACACCUCUGCCCCGGCCCCUGCGACAGCAGCCCAACAGCCGCGGCCGGGCCGGCCCUGUGCCCAGGCCAAGUCGAGCUUUACCGGAGGAGUAGAUGUGGGGGGAGAGUGCAGUACUCGGGGCCGGCGCUGCUGCUCCUCGCGGCGCUGCAGCUCCUGUUGGGGGCCGUGAGCGAGGCGGUGUGGGCGGCUCUGGCGCUGACAGCUGCGCAAGCCGCGGAGCUCGGCUCAGCGGCUCACGGGGUGCUGCAGCUUGGCCUGAGGACUUGCAGUGGCAGUGCGGAUGCUGCGGAUGAGACAGGGAGGAGGUCCGGCAUGUCGAGGGCCCGUUGUACCGAGGCUGCUGGCGGCGCCAGCGCCGGCGCCCGUGUCUUCCAGGGUACCUACAGGCACAGUGACGGUGGGUGCCAGUCCAUACCUCGGCGCAGUAGCUGGCUGGCUGCAGCCAGCGUCACCCAGCAAGACGGGGCAGCAGCGGCAACAGCUGCAGCUGCGGUAGCAGAGGCUGUCGGGGCUAGGGCGCCCCAGCGGCAGCGGCGGCGGUAUCGAGCACAGCUGUUGUCUGGGGCGCCGCCAUUGCGGGGGCUGCUCCCGGCAGCGCUGGUGGUGCUGGUGCUGUUGCUGGGGACUUGGCCACGCGCCUCUGAAGCGCAGGUCGUCAACAUCCCCUCCCUCGUGAUGUCGCCGGAUUCAAAGAGCACCACCGCGGCAGGCCUCACCACGGAUGGUUAUUAUGUCGUGGCGGCGGGUGCGGCGCCGCAGGCCGUGUUCAGUGUCACCAGCAGCGGAGCCUCAAGUCAGUUCAAUCUGGUCAUCUGGUACCGUUACCCGGACACGGACGGAAACGGACCCCUGAAAAAGAGUGGUGGCAACCUCAUCAUCUCCGCUGCCGGGGACACCUCUGGGCCCAUCGUAACCGGCGGCAACCAGCAAGCCGUCCCGCUGACCGUCACCAACGAAACAAACGUGUUAGACACCGUCACAAACGGCAUGCUCGCUGGCUGCUACGUUGUGCGUAUCUCGCUUGUGCCGCCUGGCACAAUCAGCUAUGUGGGCAGCCCCGCGUACGCCGGCAUCCGCGCCGGCAACCCGCCCUGGAAUAAGUGCAGCGACGUGGUCAACAUCCCGCCCAACUGUAACUCCGCUCUAUUCACCUACACGCCCAGUGGCACGUCCGUACCCGGCGGCACCGCGGUGAUCACGCAGCCCACCACAGGCCCCUCCUGCGCCUUCCUGGGGUUCAAUGUCCCCAACGGCGCCUGUACGGACGCAGAGGGCACCGCGUUGACGUACCGGUGGGAGGCGUACGGCAACGGCAGUACAACGCCCUGGAUCAUAAAGUACGGACAGAACAUCACCUUCAGUACGGGCCUGCCUGGACUGGAGCUGCCGGCGGGCACCUGGACCGUAAACCUGGUCGUGGUGGACACGCCCCUUAACACGAGCCUCACGCGCAACAAAACCAUCUCGUUCACUAAUAUCGUAAUCAACGCCUGCAAAAUCAAUUACCCGCCCACUGCGCCCGUACUGACCGGUUCUACCUGCGGCGUCGACCCGGUCACCGUCACUGCCAAUUCCACUGAUGCGAACUGGGACCCCAUGACUUUUGCCUUUACCCUCCGGAACGGUCUGGGUGUCGUGAUGGCGUCAAGUGGCGGUUACACGUCGAAUACAACCGUGUCGUACACAUCAACCAACACGGCGGGCGGCACGCUGGCACCCGGAACUUACUCUCUCACGGUGGCGGUGAAGGAUGGGAACGCUGUCCCGGCGGUGGGGCCUAACACCACGGUGUCGAUUGGCGUAGGCUGCCCCCCGCCGCUGCCGCCGCCUCCCAGCCCGAUGCCCCCUGCUCCGCCCAGUCCUCCUCCGUCGCCGCCAUCCGCCUCCUCGCCACCACCUCUGCCGCCAUCGCCUCCACCCGCACCUCCUCUUUCACCGCCCAUGCCAUCCCCGCCGUUGCUGCCGCCGCCGCCCUCGCCGCCGCCGCCCCCUGCGCGAUCGCCUCCGAACCCGCCGCGGCCGCCGCGGCCCCCCGCGCCGCCCUUCCCGCCCAUCAUUAUUCCGAACAUUGGCGUACCACCUGAGUACAUUGCGACUGGCGGGGGCAGCAGCACCACCACCACCACCACAACGACUUCUAACUCCACCACCAGCACGAGCGGCAGCGGCAGUGGCAGUGGCAGCCCAAGUGCCAACGGCCCCACCACCUCCAACGGCCCCACCACCUCCAACGGCGCCCCCGACGGCAGCACUGGCACCGCCGCUCUUGCAGCCCCGCCGCCGGCCGCUGCUACAGCCGCCGGCGGCGGGCCGGCGCAGAGCUUUCUGACCGUGACUCAGCAAGUGGACGUGCCGGAGGCAUUGGCCUCGAGUGCCGAGGCCCUGGCGGCGUUGUUUCCAACCGCAACCGAGAUCUCGAUCAGCGGCAGCAAAGUGGAGAUCCCGGUUGAGAUCACAACCGCCGUGUCGGCUGUAGCCGUCAUUUCGGCGCCCAUCAGCACAGCCAGCGGCGGCAGUGGCAGUAGCGGAAGCGGCAGUAGCGGCGGCACACAAGUCACUGUAGACUGCAGCAGCACCUUCCUCAACGCAUUCAAAGCCGAGCUGGUCUUCCGCUCCGACGUGUCAGCAUCCGUACUCGCCAACAUCACCUGCAACAGCGGCGGCGGCAACGGCGGCAGUAGCAGCAAGAGCGGCGGCACCUCUGCUCCCGCGGCCGCCCACCAUCACCACCAUCGGAUGCUGCAGCAGCGGCACCGUCAGCUGAUGCAGACGCCCGACAGCGGCAGUGGUGGCGGCGUCAGCAGCUGCGUCAGCAACAGCAGCAUGACGUUGGUGCUGGUGCUGCGUGUGCCAGCGGACGACAGCCUGGGCGCGGACGUGUACCGCCAGAGGCUGCAGAGCGCGCUGGAGCAGUGGCAAGCCGAGUCGGACGCAGGCGCCGCGGACGGCGUUGCCAACUGGCUGCGGCUGUGUGCGCCCACAGCGGAGCGCAUCCGGACCUCCUCCGAGGUGCGUGUGGUUCAGCAGGUGCCCCUCAACGCAGCCGGCACCGCCGCCGUGUCCGCCGUGUGCGGCAGAGCCGGCAACCCCACCUCCACCACCGCUUUCGGCGGCGCCGGCAGCACCUCUGUCACCUGCCAGCUGGACGUGCCCGCGGCUGGACAGCCCUCAGACACCGGCCCGCCGGGCGCCUUUGCCAGCAACACCGACCGCAGCGCGGCUGCCCCCGCCCCCGCCGGCUCGUCUAUCAGCUGGCUUCCCAUCAUCGUCACGGCGGCGGGGGUGGGCGUGGUGGGCGGCGGCCUGUGCUGCAUCAUCAUUGGCGUGGUGGCGGUGCGGCGGCGGCGGCGCAAACGGGAGGAGGAGGAGGAGCGGCGGCAGCGGCCGGAGGAGGAGGAGCAGCAGGCCGCAAAGCGCCAGGCUCUGGAUGCGGAGGACACGGCACCGGACAGCGGCGGCGACGGCAGCGGCUGGGGCGCCGCCGCCGCGCCGCCGCCGGCACCUCCCGGGAACGCGUUCGCUGCUGCCGACGUCGCCGCCGCAGCUGCGGCUUCGGCCUUUGCGGCGGGCGCCUCACGGCGCGACUCAUUCAUGACAGGUGCGGCUGCGGCGGCUGCGGCAGCUCCCAACAACGAUGCGGCCAUGAACGCCACGCCAGUCGGCGGCAUGCUGAGCAUCUUGGCGGCAUCGCGGCACACAGCAGCACCGGCGGAUAACAUGGCGGCAUCGGGCCGCAUGCGCCGAGCCUCCGUUACUCUGGAGCACACGGACGCGAUCCGCAAAGCCCUGGCGGACGUUCUCAAGCAGGGCAAUGGCGGUGGCGGCGGCGCCGCCGCCGCCACCGGGGUGGCCGCCGCCGCCGAUGCCUUGGGCAGUGCUGGCGCUCCCGGCCCCGCCGUAAAUAGCGGCAUGAUGAUCAGCACGUCGGGUGUGUCGCCGCAAACCUCCGUCACGGGUAGGCAGCCAGGCCCGAGCGCCAGCAGCCCCGUUGCAUCGCGCGUGUUGGGCCGGAUCUCAGACAGCGAUGCAGGUGACGUCAUUGUUGGGUCUGGCGAGUUGCCCAACCUUGCAACCGGCGGCUGCCUCGGCGCCACGACCAGCAGCGGCUACACGAAGACGGCGGCAGCGGCCGCCGCCGCCGCUGCUGCUGGCGGCGGCGCCGCCAGCGUCACGGAGAAGCGCAGCGGCUUCCUUGCACGCCUCACCGCGCGCACGGUCUCCCGCACCUCGGUGCUGCCGGACCGCUCUCCCUCGUCCACAGCCACCGGCUUUGCGCGGCCCGAGCCCGAGGGCGCCGCCGCCGGUGCCGGCGCCGACCGCAUCUCGCCGGCUGCGGCGGCCGCGGCGGCGACCGCGACGGCCCUGCUGGCGGGUGUCCGUGCCGGCAGUGCGCCCGCCAGUCCUGCCUCCCAGCGCAGCGCGAAGCGCUCGCACACGGACCUGGGCCACAUGCCCUCCCGCCUGCAGCUGGUCACCACCCCCGCCGGCGCCGCCCCACUGAGCGUGUACAGCAACUUGACCUUUGCGCCGGACGGCCCAACAGACGGCACCGAGCGGCGCAGCGGCAGCGGCAGCAGCAGCGCGCGCACGAGCCGCAUGUCGGGCAACGCGGCGUCGACGCUGCUGCGUGUGGGGGCGCCAGCGACGCCGCCAACUGGGCUGCAUCGGCUGUCAGGCUCCGGCGGCCCGGCGGCGCCGGCCUCACCCUCGGGUGCAGCCGCCGCCCCCGUCAAGCGCGGCACGACGCUCCGCAACCUCGCUUCCGCAUUCUUUGGCGGCGGCAGGCUGAGUGGCAACGGCGCCCCCAGCGAGUCCGCCGCCAGGGCGCCGCCACUGUCAGCGCCGACUGACGUGGGUGCUGGCUUUGCACCGGCGUCGCCAGGGGCAUCGGCGCGCCUGGGCCUGGUGUCGCCGCCGUCACGGACGCGGGGGGCGCUGACUCGCAGUGCGGUGUCUAUGAAGGAAGUGUUCGGCCGUAGCCGCGGCGCCAUGACACCGCCGGCGGCGUCUGAGGCGAAGUCUGGCUCGGCGUCUUACCCCUGGCAGCAGGCGCCGUCGUCACCAUCCAUGGCGACAGGGGCCGCGGCAGGGGCCGCGGGCCCGCAAAUGACGCCCGUGAGGGGCAUGCGCGUCGCCUUUGUAAGUAGCGCCGACGGCCCGGGGGCAGGAGCAGGAGUCGGGCGGGAGGGCGGCAGCGGCACGGCAGUCCCCAGGUCGCAUUCACUGCGCGGGACUGCGUCUGCGACCCGCACGUUUGGUCUGGGUCUGGAACCAGACCACACAGACCUGGAACUGGAUGUGGACAUCGGCGCCAGCGACGGUCCGGCGUCUGGUAUGGUGGCCGCCGCCGGCUCGAUCACCUCCGGCGGCAAUGGUAGCGCAGCAGCCGCGGCCGCCGCCGCCAUCGCAGGCGCGCCCAAGUGGCUGGCGGUCCGAGCGGGUGACGUCGCCGGCGGGCGUACAAACACCCUGGCGGCGGGUCAGCAGGCACGGUCGAUGCCGCAGCGCCGCGCCACCUUCCAUGCGGGCAGAACCGGCGGCGGCAGCACCGGUGGCGCCGCGGGCAGCGCCCCCGGCUCCCCUCGUGCCGCCGCCGCCAUCACCUCAACUGGCUACCCCUUGCUGCCGUCCCGCUCCGCGGCGCUGCAGCCGCCGCCGCCGGCGCUGCCGUCCGCGUCGCCCACUGCUGGCGAUGGCGGGACCGGCGGUGGCGGGACCGGCGGCGGCGGGCUGGAAGGCAAAAGCGCGAUUGGACGCAUGCUGGCGUCCGGCAGUCCGAGCGGUGUCGUCAGCCCCGGCAGCGCCACUCGCAGUGGCCUUGUGGUGAUGCCGACACGCGGCUACUCCGGCUCCGGGCUCAUCCCCAUCUCCACCGCGCCGGCGUCGCGGUCACGGUCCCCUGCUGGCGGCAGCGGCGGCGGCAGCCUAGGCGGCGCCUUGGGCUCAGCAGCGGCCUCAGCGAUGGCGACUACAAGUGCGGCAGCAGUGGCGUCGCGGGCGUCGCCCAAUGCAAGUGGAGGGCGCCAAGGGGUGGACAGGUCGGGGUCCCCUGGGCCGGCGGCAGCGGCUGCGAAGGGCGCACCUGGCAGCAGCGGGGCGCGCCGCCAGCAGGUGCUGAGUCCGUUGGGGCGCUAGGUGGCAAAGCAACCUUGCUAGCUGUUUGCUGAUGACAUCCUGCCGUAUUGCGAGAGGCGGCACGUAUUAUUUGCGAGCGUUGUGAGCCUCAAAGCCACAUGUAUGCCAUAAUACAAAUGGAUCCCGAAACGGGCUCAUACGUGUCUGAACACAGUGCGUCGCGCAAAUUUUGAACUUAAAGAAGCUCAGCCUGAUGAAGACGACUCGCAAGACGUGAAAGCCUGUCUUGACAUGAGUGUGCGCGUAUGUUUGUGCUUUUGAACAAGCUUACCUUGACGGAUGCACCGGCGGCGUGGGCUGGAUGCCUGGCGUGGGGUUGUGUGUGACGAUGCCCAACUGCUGUUGGCGUGCCGGCCGCAUCAGGGGCUGUGCCUGUGACCCUGUGUGGUGUAUUGGAAGAUUUAUGUGUUUACUUCGCAUGCAACCGCGUCUCCUUGACCAUUGGCAAGCCAUGCCAUGUAUGGGACCUGAGCGGCGGUCGUGCGCACAUGUAGUAAUGCUGCAUUUGCAUUACUCUCAGGAUGGGAGUUCAGGCCCCUCGCGCGGGGCCCAAAGGAUUUGGCGUAAUGCUACCGGCACUGUUUAUGUACCGUGUGGGAGCAACGGGUGUUUGAGCAGGUGCGAGGCUUGCAGCACCUACGGUACUCCUUUGUGCACUGAAACAGGUGCAUAGCCGCCAGUGCUGGGUAGAUUGGUAGGUAGGGAGGGGUGCACAAGCCCCAGCGAUGCCGAUGCCAAAUGCCAAAUGGAUCUGGAUGUGGCGGCCAUUGAUGUUUGGGGACACUCAGGGGCCGCAACAUGUCUCUGUAACAGCGCACCCGCAUGCUUCUUGAUUGCCUGUAACGUGGGCACGUG